This is a messenger RNA of Pseudogymnoascus destructans, 2262 nucleotides long. RefSeq lists its product as uncharacterized. Lineage: Eukaryota; Fungi; Ascomycota; Leotiomycetes; Thelebolales; Thelebolaceae. Gene Ontology annotation, biological process: glucan catabolic process. The coding region runs from base 1 to 2262 and encodes 753 amino acids. The transcript has a single exon. Gene Ontology annotation, molecular function: beta-glucosidase activity. The record is from RefSeq and is a predicted model, not a curated record. Gene Ontology annotation, cellular component: extracellular region; cell surface.
AUGCCUCGCGAGGCUGAACGACCCAGGAAUCGGGAGCGAGAUCCAGAUAGAGAGCGAGAGAGGGAGCAGCGACGACGCGAAAGGGAAAGAGACCCUGAAAGGGAGCGAGAGAGGGAGCAGCGACGACGCGAAAGGGAAAGAGACCCUGAAAGGGAGCGACGACACCGCGAACGGGACCCGGAUAGGGAGCGGCGACGGCUCGAAAGGGAUCCGGAGAGGGUGCUUGAAAGGGAGGAAAGAAGGAGGGAAAGAGCGAGACGGAAAUCACGAAACCCUGAUAGAGACUCGAGAGACUCGAGGGACUCCCGAUCAAGGGAGGAGCCGCCUUCCUCACAAUCAAGCUCGCAACCUUUAUCCGCCGAUUCGUUAGCGAAACUCAACCAGCUCAAUAAGAAAGAAAGGUCGGGAAAACCAGAGAAAAAGGCGGAAAGGCCAAGGAAAAAGCGCCACAGGGAGGCAUUUAAUGAGAAAUAUGAGGCGAUCGGUGUCGACAAACCAAGGCGGGAUAAGAAGAAGAAGAGGCGAGUAGUGAGCGGCGCUUUACUAGAAGAAGGCGAUGGAAAGAGGUUAUCAUAUAUAAGAGGAGGAGGUUACGACAAACAGGCGGAAGCAGACGCAAAGAAGAGGAAAAAGCGGGUAUGGAUCAUUGUCGGAGUUAUCGUUUUGUUACUUGCCAUUAUUAUACCCGUUGCCGUUGUUCUUUCCAACAAGAACAAGGGCAGCACCACAGCCGCAGCAAAUACAACGGCGGCAAAUCCGCCUGCGACAGGACCAGCGAAUACGAAUUUGAACGGCGUUGAUCCUGCCAGCGUGCCAGCAGCUGUAAAGGGGACGCGAUUGGAUCCCUUCUCCUGGUAUGACACAACGGAUUUUAACGUCACAUACACUGGCGAAAAGGUCGGUGGGCUACCAGUAAUAGGGUUGUUCUCAAAAUGGGAUGACUCUGCGAAGGCAAACGACAAAGUGCCAGCAUUAAACCAGCCAUGGGGAACCUAUGCCAGCAGGCCCGCCAGAGGUGUCAAUGUAGGGGGCUGGCUAUCGAUAGAGCCGUUUAUCACGCCCUCGCUGUUCAGUGCUUAUGACACGAGGCUUGGGAUUAUUGAUGAAUGGACGCUAUGUGAGCACCUAGGCCCGACUCCCGCAAAGGACAUUUUGGAGAAGCAUUAUUCCACAUUCGUGACGGAGCAGACGUUCGCAGACAUCAAAGAUGCAGGCUUAGACCACGUCCGGAUCCCAUUCUCAUACUGGGCGCUGCAAAACUACUACGGCGAGCCUUAUGUGGAGGGCGUAGCAUGGCGAUACCUCCUCAGAGGGAUUGAGUGGGCUCGCAAGUACGGUCUCCGGAUCAACUUAGAUGUCCACGGCUUGCCAGGUAGCCAAAAUGGCUGGAACCACAGCGGGCGCCAAGGAGAUAUCGGCUGGCUCAACGGGGCCAACGGCAACAUCAACGCCGAAAGAUCCCUCGAGAUCCACCGCUCCCUCUCCAAAUUCUUCUCGCAGCCGCGCUACAAAAAUAUCAUCGCCUUCUACGGCCUCGUCAACGAGCCCAAAAUGACGGCCCUAAAACCAACCGACGUCUACGCCUGGACCGAGAAAGCAUACGCCAUCGUCCGCCAAAACGGCAUCACUUGCCCCAUCGUCUUCGGCGACGGCUUCCUGGGUCUCGAGAACUGGAAGGGGCAGCUGCAGGGCCAUGAGGGGCUGGUGCUCGAUGUCCACCAGUACGUGAUUUUCAACGUGGGACAGAUCGUCUAUACUAAAGAGGCGAAAGUCAAGUACGCCUGCACGGGCUGGACGGGGCAGGCGGAGCAGAGCAUGGACGUUAGCACGGGGUUUGGACCUACGCUCUUCGCUGAGUGGUCGCAAGCUGACACCGAUUGCGCCACGUACCUGAACAACGUCGGCUGGGGAAAUCGCUGGGAAGGGACGUACGACACAGGGAACCCCCUAACGCGUGUUCUCUCAGCAACAUGCCCCACCAACAACAGUGGGCCAACAUGCUCCUGCACAACCGCGAACGCGGAUCCGAACCAGUAUUCCGACGGGUACAAGCAGUUCCUGCAGAUGUUUGCGGAGGCGCAGAUGGAUAGUUUUGAGCACGGGUGGGGCUGGUUCUACUGGACGUGGCAGACGGAGACGGCGACGCAGUGGAGUUAUAAGAGGGGUCUUGCGGCGGGGAUAUUGCCAGCGAAGGCGUAUGCACCGGAGUUUAAUUGUCAGAAGACGAUUCCGGAUUUUACGGGCGUGCCGGAGAAUUAUUGA